Molecule: messenger RNA, 1094 nt
Organism: Photinus pyralis (common eastern firefly)
Lineage: Eukaryota; Metazoa; Arthropoda; Insecta; Coleoptera; Lampyridae
Product: glutathione S-transferase 1-like
Exons: 3
Coding region: 40-702 (220 amino acids)
Biological process (GO): glutathione metabolic process
Molecular function (GO): glutathione transferase activity
Source: RefSeq, a predicted model, not a curated record
UAACCGCAGCGAAGCUCCGCGUUCAGUGUUUUGACAAAGAUGGCUCCAAUAAAAUUGUAUAAAUGCGACGGAAGUCCCCCGGUUCGGGCCGUUCUUCUCACUGCGAAGGCUCUAGGUGUUCACCUCGUCGAAUGUGACAUUAACUUUUUUAAAGGCGAACACAAAACGCCCGAGUAUUUAGCGAUGAAUCCAUUGCAUACAGUUCCUACUAUGGACGAUAAUGGAAAGAUUCUCUGCGACAGUCACGCGAUGAUGUCUUACUUAGUUGGAAAAUUUGCAAAAGACGACUCAUUGUAUCCCAAAGAUCUAUUCCAGCGUGCACUUGUAGAUCAAAAGUUCGCAUUUGACUUGGGAGUUCUGUUUCCUCUUCUAAAACGCAUUAACUUCGCGUACAUCUCCAAAGAAGUUACUAGUUUAACACCAAAGAUGCGCGAAGACGUUGGCGAGGCUUACGACUUUCUCGAAAAGAUGUUGAAGGGCAAAGAAUGGAUUGCUUUAGACCACGUCACACUUGCAGACUUCUGCUGCUAUACAAGUCUAACUUGCUUAGUUUAUCAUGUACCGAUAGAUCCUGUCGCUUAUCCAUGUUUGAAAAGAUGGUUCGAUCGAUGCCGUCAUCUGCCGUUGUUCGCUUCGGAUGCGCACCAAUUUGAAAAGUUGAAAGACCUUAUGAAGGCAAUUGGUGCGUGCAAGGGCGCAUAGUUUGAUUCCUUGUGGAUAGUGUCUGCUACUAAGUUAGUAAAUAAGUCCAAGAUGAACAACGACCAUUUGAAGUUUUAGUAGUAUUGUCUUGAAAUUUUAAUGAAUUAUUGUUCCUAACCACCGACCCUCGUCAAAAGCUUUAUUUUCACUAUUUAAAAAAAUACUGUUAUGAGUCUGAAUAAUACAUUAUUUCUGUGACAGAGACAUAGGCACACCACAUCCACGUUAAGUGGACAGAAUUCGCUUUUCCCUUUGACUAAAAUGAAAAAUCUCCCAAUAAAGGAAGUUAAAUAAUAACUGUUUCAUUUGAAAUUUGUUUGAAAGCAGCUUAAAGUGUAGACUCAAAAAACAAUUGUAAUUAAAUGUAAAAUUAAUAUACAUAUUUUGUAAAA